Messenger RNA from Exophiala oligosperma, 1994 nucleotides. RefSeq lists its product as uncharacterized. Bases 154 to 1002 code for a protein of 282 amino acids. The record is from RefSeq and is a predicted model, not a curated record. Gene Ontology annotation, molecular function: oxidoreductase activity. Lineage: Eukaryota; Fungi; Ascomycota; Eurotiomycetes; Chaetothyriales; Herpotrichiellaceae. The transcript is spliced from 2 exons.
GUUUCCCCGUCUGGGAUUCUGUACUCUGUGUCAACUACGACCGAGUGACCAGGUGGUUGUAACUGUACCUAGUCACAACAAUUGUCUCAUACACACUGCACCAUUCCGGUAUACUCUCAUAUCUGUGGCUGUAUCUGCCUUCCUGACCACACCAUGACCUCGAUCACGAUCAAAGACACCCUCCCACUCCCCAAUUCCUCCGUCCGCAUACCCCGCCUGGGCUUCGGCGUGUACCAAUCUUCGGCCUCUGUGUGCGUACAAUCAUGUCUGUCGGCCAUUGAGGCAGGUUACCGACACAUCGACACCGCUCAGUUCUACGCCAACGAGGUGCAAGUGGGCGAAGCGGUGCGCAAGUGCGGCCUACCUCGCGACGACAUCUUCGUCACCACCAAGAUCCUUUCCGCAGGCGGGACCGUGGAAAAGUCGUAUCAAAAGUGCGUGGACAGUGUGAACAAGAUCGACGGUAGCGAUGGCCAUGUGGAUUUGUUCCUGAUACACAGCCCCAACGCCGGCAGCAAGGCCAGGAAGGAGAUGUGGCAGGCGCUGGAAAAGCUGUACGAGGAAGGAAAAGCGAAGAGCAUCGGCGUGAGUAAUUUUGGUGUUGGUCAUAUCGAGGAGAUGAAGAGUUAUGCAAAGGUUUGGCCACCGCACGUCAAUCAGAUCGAGUUACACCCUUGGUGCCAGCAGCGUACAGCCGUCGAGUAUUGCCACAAACACGGUAUCGUCGUCGAGGCAUACUCGCCUCUCGUCCGAAAUUACAAGGCCAAUGACGAAACCCUCGUGGGCCUGGCGAAGAAGUACAACAAAACCACAGCACAGAUAUUGAUCAGAUAUUGUCUUCAGAAGAACUGGGUACCUCUACCCAAGAGUGACAACGCAGAUCGGAUAAAGCAGAAUGCCGACGUGUACGGAUUCGAUAUCUCGGCCGAGGAUAUGAGGACGUUGGACUCGCUGGAUCAAGGAGAUGCUGGUGCCAUUGUACAGGCCGUGGACAAUUCGUAGCCACGGCUGUUUUGUUUUUUGGUGUUGGUGUUGAUGUUGAAGAAGAAAAAGGCGAGAUGGCUUUGUUUUGAAUUUGAACCUAGUACCUGAAGUAGGUGCUUGAUUUCACAGGUACUCGACUUCACUACCUGUGGGCACCUUUCACCAUCGCCCUCCAAUGAGCCACCCAGAAAUAAACCAUCACUUUAUGUUUUUGAAGAGUGAAAUUUGUUUCUCAAUGGCGAGCCCGCUCGACCUCUCCAGCCCCUUCGGCCGUGCACACUAGACAGACCAGGAUCAGGUCACGUCUAGACGGAGGUGAUUGCGAAGUCCUGAUCCCGGCAACGGGCGAAUGCGAUAACGGGCUAGACUCCUCGUGAAUUGACCUAACGAUGGGGGAACCAUUCAGCUGCCAUUCGGAAAAACCGAGUACCCAUGAUAGCACCUUUGAAAAGAAGCUCUGCUUAGGCUUUGUUACCUCACUCCAACGCCUGGACCUGAUCAGUCCAGGGUUUCGGGGCAGAGUUUUUGUCAUUCGACUAAUUUUUUUUGGACGGAUUACUUUUCGACUGGAUUGGUUGAUUCACAUUCAGGAAAGGGGGUUCGAGCCCUGUUGUGUUCGAUUCAUUCACGCGGAGCCUUUUCUGUUUUGUUUUGUUUUCGUGUCCAGGGGCUGCGAAUCCUAUUGCAACUUCACUGCCUUUGAUCUCGGGUUCGAGUCUUGUUGUGUUCAUUUCUUCACGCGAAACUUCACCUCUUUUGCAUCUCAGGGGCUCGAGUCCGUUGCAACUUCACUGAUUUUUGGAUCUCGGUUCGAAUCCUGCUGUAGUCACUCAUUUACGUGCAAAUUUUUGUUUCCUCCUCGAUCUCAGGGGCGUCGAGUCCUGUUGUGUUCAUUCAUCACGCGAAACGUGCUUCUUAUUCUUUGGUCUUGGAUAUUCACUCAUCAUGCGAGUUGGCCCAGCCGAACGUCAAUCUCGUCCAGGACCAGCUCAGAAGGCUAAUGAAAGAAG